CUGAAUGAAAAAUUGCUCACUAGGUUCGCAGUUCAACGCAUAAAAACCUGGUGGACAGGUACAUCUGUUUUUGUCCAAAAUCCCGAAGUUCUGGCACGAGAUGAUAUCGCACUGCGGUCCCGAAAUAAACGGCGGGCAAACGCAAGUACUGUUCGGCAGUAG
Messenger RNA from Haemonchus placei, 162 nucleotides. The record is from the annotation of a GenBank genome assembly. Lineage: Eukaryota; Metazoa; Nematoda; Chromadorea; Rhabditida; Trichostrongylidae.